Messenger RNA from Amblyraja radiata (thorny skate), 1013 nucleotides. Its product is annotated as SLA class II histocompatibility antigen, DQ haplotype C alpha chain-like. Bases 36 to 899 code for a protein of 287 amino acids. The transcript is spliced from 4 exons. Lineage: Eukaryota; Metazoa; Chordata; Chondrichthyes; Rajiformes; Rajidae. The record is from RefSeq and is a predicted model, not a curated record.
CUCCGCCUUCACUAUCUCGCAUUCAGCCCGGAGCCAUGAUGUUCCACAGUCCCCCCUCGUCGUCCUCCUUCCCCCUCUCCCCCCUCUCCCUUCUCUCCUUCCCCCUCUCCCUCCCCACCUUCCUCCUGUUACUGCUCCAGCCCGUCCACAGCUCGGCACCAGGUAAAACAACGUUGGCGCUCACCUUUUUCGCCACAGAUGACCCCAGCCUACCAGAUGGAGUGUUGGAGGCUAAGGCAGACGACAGGAGCCUUGCUUACUAUGACACCACACUAUCAAAAGUUCAGUUCCAUCUGAGCAACCUGGAGCCAUUGCAUGCACUUGUUGAAGAAUUGAUAGAAAGAAACAUGGAUACGACGCUGGGAUUAGUACAUGGCCUGCAAAAGCAAGUUAUGGCAUUAACCAACAAUUCUCUUCCCUCAAAUGAAAUUGGUGAGACGCUUCUGUACUCGGAGAAACCCGAUGUCCUCGGCAAGGAAAAUACUCUGAUCUGUUUUAUCAGCGGCUUUUUCCCACCGGCGCUCGAAGUGACGUUCCAGAAAAACGGCAAGCCCAUCGGCGGUGAAGUUAACUCGUCACACCUGUCUUUCAGCGAAGACUGGCGGUUCUACACGCUCCAGUACACACACAUCCAGCCGACUGAGGGUGACAUAUACUCCUGUAAAGUCGUCCACAAUAUCAGCAAAGAGGAGAGAGUAACAUACUGGGAACCAGAAGUUCAAGUUGGCAAAGAAGCUGAACUGGAUAGGAGCCAGCUUAUUGUUUUGAUCUGUGGCGUGAUCAUCGGAAUUCUCGGCACUGCAGUGGGAUUCUGCCUGUGUUUCUGGUUGCGUUUCACCAGACAGGAUUCUUGGAUUAUCCGGAUCAACCCUUUCAUGAGGGUAUCACAUUCAUCAUAAGAAAUGGAUCUGCUGCCUUUGUCGCUGGGAACUGUGUCGGGCAUCCUUGGUUCCAGAGCCUGUCCAAUCCCUUAAGAAUCUUUCCAGGUGCGGCAGAGGUUCACCUGCAUCUCC